AUGUACGGCUCCGGCUCACAGACCGGUGUCUCGACACCCCGUUCCCAAGCUGUUUCUCGCCCUCUUAUCCUUUCGCACGGCUCGCUCGAGUACUCGUUUUUAAUACCCACUGCUCUCCACUUCAGCGCUUCGCAACUCAAGGAUGCCUUCAUCGCCACCCUCCCUACACCCACAGACGAGCUUGCUCAGGAUGACGAGCCUUCAUCUGUCACCGAGCUGGUAGCUCGCUACAUUGGCUUUGUCGCCCGCGAGUGCGACGAGGGCGAUGACCCGGGCUCCUUCGAGGAAGUGCUCAAGCUCGUUCUGCACGAGUUCGAGCGUGCUUUCCUCCGUGGAAACGAGGUCCACGCCAUUGCUGCUUCUCUUCCCGGCAUCUACGAGAAGAAGCUCGUUACCGUUCAGUCCUACUACGCCGCCAGAGCUGCCGUCAGCAGGCCGAUCAAGUCUCACGAGUCAGCUCUUCUGCGCGAGGCUUCAGACGAGAACGCCUUCAUCUACGCCGUGUUCGGUGGUCAGGGCAACAUUGAAGAGUACUUCGAGGAAUUGAGGGAAAUCUACACCACCUACCCCUCAUUCGUCGAGGACUUCAUCACUGCAGCAGCCGCACACCUCCAGACCCUGUCCAGAGAGCCUCAAGUGGAGAAGCUUUACCCCAAGGGUUUGGAUGUCAUGCGCUGGUUGCACAACAAGGAUGCUGAGCCCGACAUCGACUACCUUGUCUCCGCACCCGUUAGUUUCCCCCUGAUUGGUCUUACACAGCUCGCACACUUUGUUGUGACUUGCAGAGUCCUCGGUACUCACCCCGGAACUGUGCGCGACAGACUGAGCGGUACCACUGGUCACUCUCAGGGCGUUGUGACUGCCGCAGCCAUUGCGGCCUCUAAGAGCUGGGAAUCAUUUGACAAGGCUUCAAGAGAUGCCCUCUCCAUCCUGUUCUGGAUCGGCUCGCGCAGUCAGCAAGCAUACCCCCGUACUUCGCUGGCUCCUUCGACUCUCCAGGACUCGAUUGACAGCGGCGAGGGAACCCCCACCCCUAUGCUUUCUAUCCGUGACCUCACCCGUGAGGCUGUCCAGACACACAUUGAUGCCACCAACCAGCAUUUGCCCGAAGACCGCCACAUUGCUAUCUCGCUGGUCAACAGCGCCCGCAACUUUGUCGUUACCGGUCCCCCCAUGUCUCUUUACGGUUUGAACCUCCGCCUCCGCAAGGUCAAGGCUCCUACUGGUCUUGACCAGACCCGCAUUCCCUUCACCGACCGCAAGGUUCGCUUCGUCAACCGCUUCUUGCCCAUCACCGCUCCUUUCCACAGCAAGUACCUCUCAGAGGCCGAUACCCACCUCCAACAAGAUCUCAAGGAUAUUGUCAUUCCUAGCUCUGACCUCGGAAUUCCUCUCUUCGAUACCAACACCGGCAAGGACAUCAGCCAGGUCAGCGCCGACAACAUCGUUCCUCAGCUUGUGCGCAUGAUCACCCAAGACUCAGUCAACUGGGAGACCGCAACUGUCUUCCCCAGAGCUACCCACGUCCUCGACUUUGGUCCUGGUGGCAUUUCUGGUCUUGGUGUUCUCACCAACCGCAACAAGGAUGGUACCGGUGUUCGUGUCAUUCUUGCUGGCACCAUGGACGGCACCAACGCCGAAGUUGGCUACAAGCCCGAGAUCUUCGACCGUGACGCCGAACACGCUGUCAAGUACGCUGUUGACUGGGUCAAGGAGCACGGUCCCAAGCUUGCCCGUACAUCCGCUGGUCAGACCUUCGUUGACACCAAGAUGAGCCGCAUGCUCGGUCUCCCCCCUGUCAUGGUUGCUGGUAUGACCCCUUGUACCGUCCCUACCGACUUCGUCUCUGCCACCAUGAACGCUGGUUACGAGAUCGAACUUGCUGGUGGUGGUUAUUUCACUGAUGCUAAGAUGACCGCCGCCAUUGCCGAGAUUGAGAAGUCUAUCCCUGCUGGUCGUGGUAUCUCCAUCAACCUGAUCUACGUCAACCCUCGCGCUAUGGCCUGGCAAAUUCCUAUGAUCGCCAGACUUCGUGCUGAUGGUGUCCCGAUCGAGUCUCUUACCAUUGGUGCCGGUGUUCCUUCCAUCGAGGUUGCCAACGAGUACAUCCAGACUCUUGGUAUCAAGCGCAUCGCCUUCAAGCCUGGUUCAGUCGAGGCCAUUCAGUCAUGUAUCAACAUCGCCAAGGCCAACCCUGGCUUCCCUGUCAUCAUGCAGUGGACUGGUGGUCGCGGUGGUGGUCACCACUCUUUCGAGGACUUCCACCAACCUAUGUUCCAGAUGUACGGCAGAAUCCGCAAGUGUCCUAACCUCGUCCUCAUUGCUGGAAGUGGUUUCGGUGCUGCCGAGGACACUUACCCUUACCUGACUGGUCAAUGGGCAAGCAAGUUCGGCUACCCUCCCAUGCCCUUCGAUGGUGUCUUGUUCGGUAGUCGUGUCAUGGUCGCCAAGGAGGCCAAGACCGCCCCUGCUGCAAAGCAGGCCAUCGUUGAUGCCCCUGGUCUCGACGAUGCCGACUGGGAGAAGACCUACAAGGGAGCCGCUGGUGGUGUCAUCACUGUCCGCUCCGAGAUGGGUGAGCCUAUUCACAAGCUCGCCACUCGUGGUGUCCUCUUCUGGGCCGAGAUGGACCAGAAGAUCUUCUCUCUUGACAAGGCCAAGCGUCUUCCAGAGCUCAAGAAGAACCGCGAGCACAUUAUCAAGAAGCUCAACGACGAUUUCCAGAAGGUCUGGUUUGGUCGCAACUCUGCCGGUGUCUCCGUCGACCUCGAGGACAUGACCUACGCCGAGGUUGUUCACCGCAUGGUCGAGUUGAUGUACGUCAAGAAGGAGAAGAGAUGGAUCGAUCCUUCUCUCGCCAGACUCACUGCCGACUUCAUCCGCCGCACUGAGGAGCGCUUCACCUCCACCGCCAACAAGAGCUCGCUCGUCCAGAACUACGCUGAGAUGAACGAGCCAUUCGCCGUGGUCGAGAAGUUCCUUGCUGCUUACCCUGAAGCCGAGAAGCAGCUCAUCAACGCUCAGGAUGUUCAGCACUUCAUUCAACUUUGCCAGCGCCAAGGUCAGAAGCCUGUGCCUUUCGUGCCUGCUCUGGAUGCCAGCUUCGAAUUCUUCUUCAAGAAGGAUUCCCUCUGGCAGUCUGAGGAUCUCGCUGCUGUUGUCGAUGAGGACGUUGGUAGAACUUGUAUUCUUCAGGGUCCUAUGGCCGUCAAGUACUCUACCAAGGUUGACGAGCCCAUCAAGGAUAUCCUUGACGGUGUCCACGAGGGUCACAUCCAGUACUUGCUCAAGGACGUCUAUGGUGGUGAUGAGUCCAAGAUCCCCGUUGUCGAGUACUUCGGCGGUAAGCUUCUUGAGGCAAGCGAUGAGAUUGAUGUCGAGGGCCUCACCGUGUCUGAGCUUAACAACAAGGUCAUGUACCGCCUGUCUGCCUCGCCCAGUGCUACCCUCCCCAAGUUGGACUCAUGGUUGUCUCUGCUUGCUGGUAAGACAUACUCUUGGAGACAUGCUUUCUUCACCGCAGAUGUCUUCGUUCAGGGUCAGAGAUUCUACACCAACCCCAUGCAGCGCAUCUUCGCGCCUGCCCCUGGUAUGAUGGUCGAGGUCAACUACCCCUCAGACCCUAGCAAGACUGUCAUCACCGUCAAGGAGCCCACUUCGAGCGGCAAGUUCGUCCAGACUAUCGAGAUUGGCCCUAUGGUCAACAACGAGAUCAGCGUCAAGCUUAUCGAGGAGCGUUCCGCCACUCACUCUGCUGUUGCUCUGCCCCUGAAGUUCACUUACCACCCUGAGACCGGCUACGCCCCUAUCAGAGAGGUCAUGGAGGCUCGCAACGACCGCAUCAAGGAGUUCUACUACAAGAUCUGGUUUGGCGAUGCUGAUGUUCCCUUCGACACUCCUGUCACCUCUCGCUUCGAUGGUGGCAGAGCUACUGUUACUAGCGAGGCCAUCAACGACUUUGUUCACGCAGUUGGCAACACUGGUGAGGCUUUCGUCGACCGUCCUGGCAAGGAGGUCUUCGCUCCCAUGGACUUUGCCAUUGUCGUCGGCUGGAAGGCCAUCACCAAGCCUAUCUUCCCUCGCAAGAUUGAUGGUGAUCUUCUCAAGCUUGUCCACCUUUCCAACGGCUUCCGCAUGAUCCCUGGCGCCGCUCCUCUGAAGAAGGGCGACGUCCUCGACACUACUGCUGAGGUCAACGCUGUCAUCAACCAAGCUUCUGGUAAGAUGGUCGAGGUCUGCGGUACCAUCACCCGUGACGGCCAGCCUGUCAUGGAGGUCACCAGUCAGUUCCUGUACCGUGGCGCCUACACCGACUUCGAGAACACUUUCCAGAGAAAGACCGAGAAGCCCAUGCAGAUCACUCUCGCUACUAGCAAGGACGUCGCAGUCCUCCAGUCUAAGGAGUGGUUCCGCCUUGAGGACACCGAGAUUGACCUCCUCGGCCAGACUUUGACUUUCCGCCUGCAGAGCUUGGUUCGUUACAAGAACGAAAACGUCUUCAGCACUGUCGAGACCGUUGGUCAGGUCGAGAUCGAACUGCCUAGCAAGGAAAUUAUCCAGCUCGCAUCGGUCGAGUACGAGGCUGGUGUCUCCCACGGCAACCCCGUCAUUGACUAUCUCGAGCGUAACGGAUCUGCCAUUGACCAGCCCGUCAACUUCGAGAACCCUAUCCCGCUGAAUGGCAAGACUCCUCUUGAGCUCAAGGCACCCGCAUCGAACGAAACCUACGCCAAGGUUUCAGGCGAUUACAACCCCAUCCACGUUUCUCGUGUCUUCUCCAAGUAUGCCAACCUCCCUGGCACCAUCACUCACGGCAUGUACUCCAGUGCUGCCGUCAGAAGCCUCGUCGAGACAUGGGCAGCCGAGAACAACGUUGGUCGCGUUCGCAGCUUCCACGUCAACCUUGUCGGUAUGGUCCUUCCCAACGACACCAUCCAGGUCAGCCUUCAGCACAUCGGUAUGGUCUCUGGUCGCAAGAUCAUCACAGUUGAGGCCCGCAACAAGGAGACCGAGGACAAGGUCCUUAUUGGUGAGGCAGAGGUUGAGCAACCUGUCUCUGCCUACGUCUUCACUGGUCAAGGUUCUCAAGAACAGGGUAUGGGUAUGGAGCUGUACGCAAGCAGCCCUGUCGCCAAGGAGGUCUGGGACAGAGCAGACAAGCAUUUCCUUGACAACUAUGGUUUCGCCAUCACCAACAUUGUCAAGAACAACCCCAACGAGAUGACUGUUCACUUCGGUGGACCUCGUGGUAAGGCCAUCCGUCAAAACUACAUGUCUAUGACAUUCGAGACGGUAGCCGCCGAUGGCAGCAUCAAGUCGGAGAAGAUCUUCAAGGAGAUCAACGAGUCUACUACCUCAUACACAUACCGUUCGCCUACCGGUCUGCUGUCUGCCACACAGUUCACUCAGCCCGCACUUACCCUGAUGGAGAAGGCUUCCUUCGAGGACAUGCGCUCCAAGGGUCUUGUGCAGCGUGACAGCAGUUUCGCUGGUCACUCUCUUGGAGAGUACUCUGCUCUUGCAGCCAUGGCAGAGGUCAUGCCUAUUGAGAGUUUGGUAUCCGUUGUGUUCUACCGUGGUCUGACCAUGCAAGUCGCUGUCGAGCGUGACGAGGCUGGCCGCUCAAACUACUCCAUGUGCGCCGUCAACCCUUCGCGCAUUGGCAAGACAUUCACCGAGCAGGCUCUCCAGUACGUUGUUGAGAACAUCGCAGAGACCACUGGCUGGCUUCUGGAGAUUGUCAACUACAACAUUGCCAACAUGCAGUACGUUGCCGCUGGUGACCUGCGUGCACUCGACUGCUUGGCCAAUGUCCUCAACUACCUCAAGGUGCAGAAGAUUGACAUCCAAUCGUUGAUGCAGACCAUGUCUCUCGAGGAUGUCAAGAGCCACCUUGUCGAGAUCAUCAAGGGAUGUGCUGAGCAAACCGAGGCCAAGCCUAAGCCUCUGGACCUCCAGCGCGGUUUCGCCACCAUCCCUCUCAAGGGUAUCGAUGUGCCUUUCCACAGUACCUUCCUGCGUUCGGGUGUCAAGCCCUUCCGUUCCUUCUUGCUCAAGAAGAUCAACAAGACUAGCAUCGAUCCUAGCAAGCUCGUUGGCAAAUACAUUCCCAACGUCACCGCCAGGCCAUUCGAAAUCACAAAGGAGUACUUCGAGGAUGUGUACCGUCUGACAAACUCGCCCAAGAUUGGCAACAUUCUGGCCAACUGGGAGAGUUACGUUAAUGACGACGGUAGCAAGCCCGCUCCUGCGGCAUAG
Molecule: messenger RNA, 6258 nt
Organism: Aureobasidium pullulans EXF-150
Lineage: Eukaryota; Fungi; Ascomycota; Dothideomycetes; Dothideales; Saccotheciaceae
Product: beta subunit of fatty acid synthase
Exons: 2
Coding region: 1-6258 (2085 amino acids)
Biological process (GO): long-chain fatty acid biosynthetic process
Cellular component (GO): fatty acid synthase complex
Molecular function (GO): fatty acid synthase activity; [acyl-carrier-protein] S-acetyltransferase activity; enoyl-[acyl-carrier-protein] reductase (NADH) activity
Source: RefSeq, a predicted model, not a curated record